Messenger RNA from Phytophthora sojae, 1071 nucleotides. RefSeq lists its product as hypothetical. The record is from RefSeq and is a predicted model, not a curated record. Lineage: Eukaryota; Oomycota; Peronosporomycetes; Peronosporales; Peronosporaceae. Bases 1 to 1071 code for a protein of 356 amino acids. The transcript has 2 exons.
AUGAGUGCUGUCCGAAAAUCCGCUCACAACAUGAAGUACCGCUUCCUGGGCAACACGGGGCUGCUGGUCUCCCAACUCUCGUUCGGAAGCUUCGUCACCUUCAACACGCAAAAUGACUUCGAGAAAACGUACGCCAUCAUGGAGCACGCUUUCAAGAACGGCAUCAACUUCUUCGACAACGCCGAGGCUUACGCCGACGGGGAGUCCGAAGUUUGCAUGGGCAAGAUCAUUGCAACGGGCGUUGAACGGGGCGUCUGGACUCGAGAGGAUCUGGUCAUCAGCACCAAGAUUUUCUUCGGUGCGAAGAUGUUCUCCGGUGGCGGUGGCCCGAACGACACGGGGCUGAGCCGUAAGCACGUUGUCGAGGGCACGAAGGCGUCGCUCAAGCGCUUCGGAUUGCAGUACGUGGACCUGAUCUUCUGCCACCGUCAAGACCCGUACACUCCUAUGGAAGAGAUUGUUCGUGCGAUGAACUACGUCAUCGAGCAGGGGUGGGCGUUCUACUGGGGGACGAGCGAGUGGACGGCUGCGGAGAUCAUGGAGGCUUGCGAGGUGGCUGACCGCCUCGGCCUCAUUCGUCCGGCCUUCGACCAGACCCGCUACAACAUCCUGGACCGCUCUCGCGUGGACUACGACUUCGUGAACUUGAACAAGAAAUACAACUACGGAGUCACCGCCUUCUACGCGUUGGCCGGUGGUGUGCUGACCGGUAAGUACAGCAAUGGCACCCCCAAGGGAUCUCGCAUCAUCAUCCAAGCGUUCACAAAGAUGAUCGAGAAUGGCCUCGAGGAGAAGACCGCGAAGGCCCUGCAGCUCGCUGAAGUGGCCAAGGAAGUGGGCUGUACCCUACCCCAGCUAGCAAUCGCCUGGAGCGUCUCGAACGAGAACGUAUCGACGGUGUUGCUUGGUGCUUCGCGAAUCGAGCAACUGGACGAGAACCUCAAGGCUCUGGAGUUCGCCGACCAGAUCACUCCAGCGAUCCGAGCCAAGAUCGAUGCCAUCGCCCAGUUCACGCCGGAGACGCCACAGGUUCAGGCGGUCGUGCACGAUAUGCGCAGCAAGUGGCUGUAA